GCGUGCACGGCGGGCAGUUGGGGAGCUCGCAGGGGGAGGGGAGACUGCUGCCGCAAUGCGCGCCUCCGCCGGGGCCUGGGCAACCAGAUGGAGCCAGCGGGCUGUGCUUGCGCUCCCCGCCUGGGGCUAUAGCGGCUAUAAAAGCUUUGCCACCUGCUUCCACUAGGGCGUCCGGUUGCUGCGAGAAGCCAAUUCACGUCCUCCCGCCGCAUCUCCGCUGGACAUGGACCCCGAGACCUGCUCCUGCCCUACUGGUGGUUCCUGCACCUGUGCCGGCUCCUGCAAGUGCGAGGGAUGCAAAUGCACCCCCUGCAAGAAGAGCUGCUGCUCCUGCUGCCCCGUGGGCUGUGCUCGGUGCGCCCAGGGCUGCAUCUGCAAAGGAGCAACGGACAAAUGCAGCUGCUGUGUGUGACGUCGGGGAGAGCCUGCUCCCUGAUGUAAAUAGAGCAACAUGAUCAAACUUACAGUUUUUUAACUUUUUCAUAAACCAUGACCCCAUUGCUACAUUCCUUUUUGUAUGAAAUAUUUGAAUGGCAAUAAACUAAUCUAAACUCUU
Messenger RNA from Hipposideros armiger (great roundleaf bat), 556 nucleotides. Its product is annotated as metallothionein-1-like. Bases 224 to 412 code for a protein of 62 amino acids. Gene Ontology annotation, biological process: cellular response to copper ion; cellular response to cadmium ion; intracellular zinc ion homeostasis. The record is from RefSeq and is a predicted model, not a curated record. Gene Ontology annotation, cellular component: cytoplasm; nucleus. NCBI's taxonomy places the organism in Eukaryota, Metazoa, Chordata, Mammalia, Chiroptera, Hipposideridae. Gene Ontology annotation, molecular function: metal ion binding. The transcript has 3 exons.